Molecule: messenger RNA, 3526 nt
Organism: Acanthocheilonema viteae
Lineage: Eukaryota; Metazoa; Nematoda; Chromadorea; Rhabditida; Onchocercidae
Source: the annotation of a GenBank genome assembly
CGUGGUACCACCGAUUGGUGUAAAAAAUGAAACUUCUAAACCUUCAUUUGUUCCAUUGGAUUCGGAAGGUGUGAUCGCAGCAUCCAAAGCAUCUCGAAAAGCAUCGGCUGAAACAUGGCGAUUAGAAAUGGAUUCAUUAAAUAUGUUCAUGAAUCAGGUAUUGGAACAAAUGGAGAAAGGACCGGUUAGUAUGACAUUGGUUGCACGCAUUAAAGCUCAUCCAUUUUAUGAUUCACGACCGAUGGUUAAAGAAUUGUUAGAGUCAAUUAUUGCAGCACAGCCACCAUCGGUGCAAAAGCAAGCUUCGAAAUUAAUCCAACAACAAUCUCAGGAAUUAAUUAAACGACAAACAGCUGAAGCAGCAGCAGCAGCAGCAGCGGCAGCAGCAGGAAUAGGAGUAGGAGUAGGAGUAGCAUCAAAUGGUGAAGCAACGGUAGGAAUAACAGGUAGACGAAAUAGUAAGGCAUAUGAAAUAGCAACAAUAUCACCAAUUAAAAUUGAUGAAAAACGAAUACCUGGAAAAUAUCAAUCAAUUGGUACAGCACAAUGUAAUGGACAAACGAAAAAUUUUAGUGAACGACCGUGGCAUAGUGUUGAAGUUGGUUUUGAUCCAGAUGAAGAUGUGGAGCAGAACGUUGAAACACCACAAUCUUUCUCUCAUGAUGAACUUACGGAAGAGACUGUUCAGGAUACUUCGUUCGAAGAUGCAAGUGAUGGAGAAAUUGUCAUGGAUAGUGAUAGAAAUCAAUCAAAAGCAAAUUUACGAGAUCAUGAAGAAGCAUUGAAGGAAGAUGAAGAAUGUGAUGAUGAAGAUGAUGAGGAGGUUGAAGAAAGUGAUAGUGAAAUUGAUGAACUCGGCAAAGAAGUAGAACAGAUCGAAGAUGAAGAAAGCGCUUCAUAUCGUACAGCAUUAUCAGAGGAAAAUCCCAUAGAUUCGAAUGAAAAUAAUCCACCACCUGAUCCGCAUAUGAAAAUUGUCGCACCACAAUUCGUCGAUGCUUUCGAUCGAGGCUUAGCAAAACGACAAAGUAAAGGAAAAUAUCAGCAUAGUAAAGUAGAGCUAUACGGUCGAGGUGUAUCAACGGAAUGUGAAAGUCCAACUUUACCACAUCGUCGUAUUGGUGGACCACAACCGACUAUUGAAAGAUCGCCAUUCCUCUUUGAUAAGGCACCAUUUGCAAAGAAAUAUAUCAUGACAUAUCCAAAACCGAUUGAUGAUAGCGGUGAUGAUAUUCCGGGUAGACUUGGCAAAAAAAUUGUAAAAAAUUGGCUACGAACACAGGAUCCAGAUGUUAUAGUUUCGAGCAAUGAAACUCCAGCUGAAAUUGCAAGUAGAAUUUGUUCGGUACCACCACGUUCACCACCAAAUGUAAUCAAAUCGGAAGAUGAAGUUUCUGAAUCAGAAAGUGAUGAAGAUGAAGAAGAUGAUGAAAAUGAGAAUGAAGAAAUUGAUGAAGAGGAAAUUAGUGAAGAAAGUGAGGCGAAUAAACUAUCAACAAAUAAACAAUCAGGAAUUUCUGAUCUCACUACUACAGUUGAAGUUGAGAAACGUAAACCACAAACGAAUGAUCUAGAAACAAAUCAUGUAACAGGAGAUGCAAAAUAUCAGAUGAAAUCGAAGGCUAAGGAAGAAUGUAAUAAAAUGGAUGUGUCAUUAACGACGAGAAAAGCAAAUAAGCCAGUUAGAUUGGGUAAUCGAUCAUCAGCAAUACCACCAUACGAUACAACUGUAUCAUUUUUGCGGCAUCAUAAUUGGGAUCGUCGGCGACGAAAUCGUACCAUUGAUAUUCCGGAAAAUGUUUUGAAGAGUGAGAAGAAGGAAAAAUGCUUGCAAGACUUGCAGCAACAGUUAUCACACAUGUUAUCAGUUGAAGUUAAAAUUCAAAAUUUACUUUACAAAAGGCAACAUUAUAAGUCUUUAAUUGUCACUUAUUUUAGCAUUGUUGAUCAUCGCGACGAAAUGACGCCAAAUCGAUAUGUUACUGGUUAUACAAUGACAACAACCAAUGAUACAAUCGGAUUACCAUGGAAUCGUACAUCAGGUACAUCUAAUCGAUCAAUUUCACCUAGUUUAACAAUUGCUGGUCGUAUUUUAUAUCCAAUCGAUCCAUUUUAUGCUCAUAAUAAAUUUUUAAAAGAAUCGAAUGGCAAAGAUCUGGCUAGUACAGGAUACCCGAAUCCUACUGUUUAUGGACAAAAUGCACGUUUUAAUGAUGACAAUUUUAGAAGGACUACCGAAAAAGAUACAGUUUCACCGACACGAAUUAAUGUUGUUCUGAAUCAUAAUUUGCAUACAGUACGAGAUGAUAAACGAAAAUCCAAAUCAGCGCAUGAUUUUUCACCUGAUCGACCUGAUUUGCAUAGCGGAAUAACCAAUGUAAGCAAGCAUGCUACACCUGGUUCAUCCAAUAUCAGUCGUUAUGAUAAUGAGUCAUCAAUACCUCAAUCAUGGGCAUUAGAGCCAAAGAGAUUUUAUGUAUAUCAGACAAGAGCGGAACGUGAAGCCGAGAAAAAUACAGCUGUCAGUAAUUUACAUCCUUCAUCAACGUAUCGAACAACGGGUUCUUCAUGGUAUAGUGGUACACCUACCGUUAAUCAUCCAAUUUCUUCAUAUACAUCCGAUUACAAAUCCAGAUAUGAUGAUAAUUACUUGUAUCGACGAAAUAAUGCCUAUGAUAUCGAUACUGGAAGCAUGCAUAUUUCAUUAGCUUUUGGUGAUUCUAAUCGUCGUAUAUAUGGUCGUUCAAGUAGCAUGGAAAGAAAUGCGUUACGUCAAGAUGAUCUUGAUCAUUUCGGUUUCCGAAAUUUCAUAACGACAUCUGAAUUGGGUAGUGGUGGUGAUAAAGGAGAAUAUAGUUACAUCAAUUUUCACGAUACAGCUAUUCGAGGAUCAACACCACAUGAACCGGAUCAUAGCAAAUUGCCAACACGAGGCAUUUUAAAAAAUAAACAAAGUAUGGAUAAUGAAAGCCGUGCAUCAACCGAAAUAUCGUCAACGGGAAACGGUCAGGGAAUAGAGGGAGGAAAAGAUCAGACAUCAACAACUACUGGUAAAGGUUCCAAAGAUGAGCAAUCGAAAGCAGCCAAGAAACGUUCACUUUUUCUGGCUCUUGGACGAAGACGAACAACAGAAAUGCGUCUUGGGCCAGAUGGUAAAUUAACGAUUGGAGGAAUUGAGUCAGAAUUCAAGAGACCAUCUUCACCCAUUGAUAAAAUUAAAUCACUUUUCUGGAAAAGUAAGGAAAGCAUAGCAAUGCCGACACCUUCUAGCAAUUAUGCAAAUCUUGAUUACGCCAACUUUCCAUCAUCCACUUCGGCAAGAUACGGUUUUACGGAUAAAGUUUAUGGUGUCUAUCCAUCAUCUCAUCUUACACCUCCAAUUGCACGUGAUCCAUUUGCUCCACAAUAUAGGAAAUAUACGGCUGCUAUAACAACACCUGGUAAUAAUUAUAAUCGAUAUAACUAUACAGCUGGUACAAAUGAUCGAACGUUACGUCAUUGGCAUGAAGAUCCUCACAUGUUUUAA